Molecule: messenger RNA, 1173 nt
Organism: Phytomonas sp. Hart1
Lineage: Eukaryota; Euglenozoa; Kinetoplastea; Trypanosomatida; Trypanosomatidae
Source: the annotation of a GenBank genome assembly
AUGUAUCUUGCUGCCUAUCUUAUACCUUGGAGGUUUCCUAAGCUUCUGAAAGGUCCGGGUUCUAUUAACAAACUUCCUGACGUUAUUAAAAGCAAGGGAAUGGUACGGGGUCUGAUCGUGACGGAUGGCGACCUCAUGCGCCUUGGCCUCCUCGAUUCUUUUAUUAAAGGGAUGAAGGAGAAGGGAGUGGAUGUCGUGAUUUACCAGGGCGUGACCCCCAAUCCAACUGAGGACCAAGUCGAGGAGGCCCUGAAGCUGUAUCUUGAUAAGCAGUGUAAUCACAUCAUCGGCUUUGGCGGUGGAAGUCCCAUUGACUGCGCAAAAUUGGUCGGGGCACGCGUCGUACGGCCCAACAAAACGAUUAGGCAGAUGUCCGGGGUUUUUAAAGUCUUACGCACCUUGCCGCCCCUUUAUGUCAUUCCCACAACAGCCGGCACGGGAUCGGAGUGCACGCUGGGCGCCGUUGUAAUUGACGCCAAGAAUAAUGAAAAGUACCCCGUCGAGGACUUCUCCUUGUUCCCGAAUUAUGCAGUCCUGGAUCCUUGUCUUACCCUCUCGUUGCCCAAGUUCGUAACCGCGACGACCGGUAUGGAUACGCUGACCCACGCCAUUGAGGCUUACAUCAACAUCUUACAGACCAAGCAAACGGAGCAGGACGCCUAUACGGCGGUCCAGCUCGUUUUCAAAAGCCUUCUCAGGGCGUACAACAAUGGCAAAGACCUCGAGGCCCGCACGACCAUGAUGGAUGCCGCGUACACCGCGGGGCUGGCUUUCACACGUGCAUACGUGGGGUACGUUCACGCGAUUGCACACACACUUGGUGGCUUGUACGGCGUGCCUCAUGGCUACGCCAACGCAGUUCUUCUUCCACAUGUUCUUGAAGCAUAUGGUCCUCCUGCGCACCGUCGUCUGGCCGAGUUGGCGGGGGCCAUAGGUAUUACCGAGGGCAAUGACGCUGAGCGCGCUCAGAAGUUUAUUCAGGCCGUCAGGGACCUGAAUGCAAAACUGGACAUCCCCGAAACGAUAUCGGGAAAAGAUAAAAAAUAUAUGAUUAAUAAGAAUGAUAUUCCACUGAUGGUAUCACGCGCACUCAGCGAAGCAAACCCGUUAUACCCUGUUCCAACCAUUCUUGGCGCAGAGGAAUUGACAGUCAUCAUCAAAAAAGUGAUGUGA